Messenger RNA from Opisthorchis viverrini, 1547 nucleotides. RefSeq lists its product as hypothetical. Gene Ontology annotation, biological process: positive regulation of proteasomal ubiquitin-dependent protein catabolic process; protein polyubiquitination; ubiquitin-dependent protein catabolic process. The record is from RefSeq and is a predicted model, not a curated record. Gene Ontology annotation, molecular function: zinc ion binding; ubiquitin protein ligase activity; ubiquitin conjugating enzyme binding. Lineage: Eukaryota; Metazoa; Platyhelminthes; Trematoda; Opisthorchiida; Opisthorchiidae. The transcript is spliced from 4 exons. Gene Ontology annotation, cellular component: cytoplasm; ubiquitin ligase complex. The coding region runs from base 51 to 1394 and encodes 447 amino acids.
GUUCGAUUAUCAUGUAGUCGCUCCGUUCCCAUUGGCCAGUAUUUGCUGCCAUGUGUUCGCCGGCAGAGUUGCAAAGCAUUGAAAUUGAAGCAAUGCGAAGUGCGUGCUCUGCAUCUGACCUUCAGGUUUCCUUCCGAUACUCGGAUACCUCAAGUAGAGGCACAUUCUGUAUCUUCGCGGAUCUCCCUGGGCACAGUCAAUUGUAUCUCCACGCCCCGGCCUCAAAGCUACAAGUGAACAACAAUUUUAUCAUCGACAAGCUCGCCGAAAUGUGGAUAUAUGGAUUGAAACACUUACCUCCGAUAUACCUCAAAUUUCAACUCCCCCCAAAUUAUCCUGGUAGUGAUACGGACCCGGUCGUUCCGGAACUCUUGUUAGAAUCCGCUUGGCUCCCAAAAUCUGUUUUAUCCCACUUAACUGAGCAACUUAACAAACUGAGCCUUUCAAGUCCUGGCGAGUUGAUACUAUGGUCACUGGCAGAAUUUCUCAGGAGUGAAAGCCACCAGUUUCUCUUGAAUGGUCAGGCUCCAAGCUCUACAAAAUCCACACAUCUCGACCUGUUCCACUUUUACGACUGUUAUCACGAUGAAGUGAGCCUAUCGCUCUCUCAGUGCACAGAACUGCUUAUAUCGAAUAAUGACGACAGACUGGAUGCGGAAUUCUAUCGAACGGCGCGAGAGUGUCCUGUAUGCUUGGAAACCAAGUUGGGUUCGAAUUUUUUCCGCUUUCAUGUCUGCCAACACGCUGUUUGCUUAGAGUGCGUUCGACAGGCGUUUGUUCUGGCCGUGGACAGUGGCUUGACGGCACAGCAGCUGGGUUGCCUUAUCUGUGAUACGACCGCUGGAGUAAAUGAGGCACGCUUCGUUCUUCCACCUGCUACCUUCAAACGUUACGAAGCGCUGUUGCUCAAUCGGAGUUUGAAUAUGAUGUCAGACAUUGCAUACUGUCCCCGAUCGACUUGUCAGAAUAUGCCCGUGAUCCUGGAUGAUACAGACUUGGGCCGAUGCACCAACUGUGGCUUUGCCUUUUGUCCUAGAUGCCUUCGGCCAUAUCACGGCGCAGAUCAGUGUGUAGUCCCAGCUGGUAAGAAAACACCUUCCAAGGAACCUGAUGAGUUAACAGAAGAAGAGUUCCUUGCCCGAGAAAAAGAGAAUUGGGCAUCUUAUGACUAUGUAGAUGAACACUGCAAAUACUGCCCUGGCUGUUGGUCGCCAGUCGAGAAAGAUUCCGGGUGCAACAAAAUGACUUGUCCUUAUUGCCGAACUCGGUAUUGUUGGUUGUGCUUACAAAUACUCCACGGAAAAGAUCCGUAUGAUCAUUUUAGAUCUGGCGGGCCUUGUAAUGGACGAUUGUUCGUCGGUUUGGAAGAAGAUGAAGAGGACGGUGGCGAAUGAUCAAUCUUCAUCUAAACCUACUAUAGUUACUUUGCAUACUUAAUCUGUUUUGGUAAAUCAAGUGCGAUUUAUCCGUCCUUGUGAUCCAAACCUGUUUUCACAGCCAGUGUGACUGUUUUUUAUGUUCUCAUAUAAUACAAGCCUUUCGACGAG